AUGGCGGCCCCGCCUUUCGAUAAGCCACUUGGUCACGACUGCCCUCCCGAAUCAUGGAUCAAGGCGAUCACCUGGAGGCCAUGCCAACUGACUGUUGGCGACAGGCUCUUCUCGGGCAAAUAUCACGUUGUGCUCGAAUCCCAGCAACCCCGAAUGGCCUUCAAACUCCACAACAAAGCCCGAGGCCAAGUGGUAUUCACGGCCAAGAACUGCUCUAUCGAGACCGGCUUUGAGCAAGAUACGCCGGACCUUGUCAAUCAGCAUCGUGGCCAAUUUGAACUGAAAGGCGGCCUGCUCUCGUUCAUCAAGAUUCGGCCCUCCGUCCCACCAGCAAUGCCCUCCAAAGCAACGGUAUGCGAAACUGCCAAAGCGUCUUUGAUGGCCCGACUUCUCGAGUGCGGCUACCCGUCUACAUUGCUCAGUGUCAACUAUCGGAAUCACCCGCAAAUCCUCGAGCUUUUCAACAGUACUAUCUACAAGGGCACAUUGCGACCCGGUCCAAGUAACAGCGAGCCCGAGCGCGUGAGGGACACGUGGGACGAUUUCACGAGCAAGCGCCACCAUUUCCACGGUCAAUUCUUAGCUGGUGUUCGGCGCUUGUUCAUCAGUGUCAUUGGAAAUGCCACGAGGGAGGAGCAUGGCACGUCGUUCGAGAACGUAUUGCAAGCAGCGGUCAUUCAGGAUCUCUUGGCUGAACUAUACUCCUUUACCACCGCCGGGGAUCAGAGUAUCAGGGCUGGAGAUGUGAUGAUCAUCAGCCCGUACAAAGUUCAACGCCGGCUUAUUUCACGCACCCUAGGUGAAAGUGGCCUGGAAGCCCGCAACAAUCUAACAUUCGACGCUGCUCAAGGGCAAGAGGCACCCAUUGUCCUGCUUUCCUUGGCAAAGCCCGGGGAGGUAGCGACCAGUCUGGGCUUCAUGGCAAAUAAAGAAAGACUGAACGUCGCGUUGAGCCGGGCCCAAAAGGUCUUGAUUGCGGUUGGCAAUUUGUCAGUAUGGGGUGAAGGAUUUGUCAAGUCUCUCGCAGCCAAGAACAAUUCAGGAAAGGUGCUUCGAGAGCUUCUGAUGGACGUCAAGCAAAGAACCACGUCCUCACAUGGGUUGAUAAGCGUAUGCCCAAUUCGACCUACCAUACCUGCUAAUCAACCUCGCCACACAAAUCCAAUCUCGAACCAGGAUGCCAUGGAGAUUGACGCCCCCGAUGAAGGGCCACCUGCCAUCCGGCAUGCUUCCCAGGGAGGCCUACUUCCGCCUGUUUCGCUGCCUUUGCGCCCCCCUCCCCCUAUGGCGGAGCAAAUGAGGAUGGAAGACCUUCAAGUCCUCGAAUCAAGGAGGCAAAGGUCUCUGGAAGAGUCCCGCGUCUUCCAGAAACAAGCUGCGCUUUCCCAGACACAAGCGCAGUGGUACGAUAGGCAGAUACAGGAGUUUCAACGUAGGCGAGGUGGAAGAGACGAGCGUUCUCGAAGCCCCAUGCGACGAAUGGCUUCAGUCAUGUAG
Penicillium brasilianum is the source of this 1497-nucleotide messenger RNA. Lineage: Eukaryota; Fungi; Ascomycota; Eurotiomycetes; Eurotiales; Aspergillaceae. The record is from the annotation of a GenBank genome assembly.